This is a messenger RNA of Diaporthe citri, 1224 nucleotides long. RefSeq lists its product as uncharacterized. The transcript is spliced from 2 exons. The record is from RefSeq and is a predicted model, not a curated record. The coding region runs from base 1 to 1224 and encodes 407 amino acids. Lineage: Eukaryota; Fungi; Ascomycota; Sordariomycetes; Diaporthales; Diaporthaceae.
AUGGCCCCUCCUUUCCACCAAUACGCUAUGUCAUUCCUCCAUAAAACGCAAAAGAUCGACACAAACAUUCUCCUGGCAAAUCGCCAGACUUUCGCUGAAGCCAAAGAAAUCAUCCUUCGUCGUGCUCGCCUUGUGAAGGUCACCACCACCAACAUCGAUCUUUCUCGGCGGCUAUGUGCCAGCCAGCUGAGCUUGCUCGAUCCUAAGUACAGCAACCUCUGUAUCAUGACUCACAACUUGUAUCAUCACUACAGAGGCAACUCGAACUGUCCUCCCAAAUCGGAGUUUGUCCUCUACGGAAGGGACGUUGAAACCUUCUGUCGUGCGAUCAUGGGAGACACUGCCCUCUCCCUCCGCCCCCAGGUGUGUGCGGCGACUCGUCACACGCUGGCAUUCACGACAAACUUCCACCAUGAGAACGUCGCGCCCGAAUACCUAUCCAGAGAGAAGAUCCAUGAGCAGGUCCUUCAACCUUACCGAAAACGUCUCCACGGUUUUUUCAGCGUCUCACUGCAGGGUUCCUGCGUUGGCCUGGGCGAAGCACUCGCCGCCACCGCCGUCAAGGACAUGAAAUCUAAAUUCAUCCCGGACCCUGACGAGCUUCUCAACGACAUAGAAGACUUGCUCUUGCUAAGCCAAAAAGGUAUUGGUGGGUAUUGGCACAGUAUCAUUCCCAUUUACAAGGCUCUAGACAUGUGCAAGGGAAUAGUGAGAGACCCAGAUGUGUGGGCUGGCGUCAAGAACAAAGCCAGCGAUCGCACGGCUUUCGUCAACGACAUUCUGGGCAAGACUUAUCGGUCGCUCCUGGAACAAUUGGUAAUCUGGAGUAAAUUCUCCCCCCUGGUGCGUUCCGAUGUUCCUUACACAGCCUAUCUCAUGCAGAUGUACGAGAUGUCUCUUGCUGCUGCGAGGUGGUUCGGCGCCCCUGGUUGGAGCCCUCCCACUCGUCUGGAGAUGGACAUGCACCACUGUGUUGCUCGAGAGAUUUUCGUGCACAACGGUACACGCUUCACGGUUCGGCCCCUGGGUGUUGGGUAUAAGGCGGCCCAACGGGCUCUCGAACUCGCACCUGGCAGGGAGAAUUUCAAGCCAUUGGUGGAAUUGUAUGAGAAUUGCAAGGAAAGGUUUGUGCAGCUAGGAUACUUCAUUGACAUUGAUGACGAUGUUCUGAUAGAGAAUGGUAUUGCAUGGUGGUCAGGCUCUCAACCAUGGUCAUACACGUAG